CUGAAAAUGGUUUCUGUUCUUGUGUUGCAGAUAAAAUCGAAGAGGCACAGAAAGAGCUUAAAGACCCCAAAGGCCCACAGAAAGGGAUAUCUGAAAGCAGUCGAAGAAAUGCGGAUAAUAUAAAAGGCCUGAAGAGGAAGAAGGUUGUUGCAGAGAAUCAGCUGAAGAAAAUUCCCAAAUCUCCGGUGAAGAAACCCCUGCAACUGAAAACAUCAGAAACUGCUCUCCGCGGAUCAUCCUCCAAGGAAACGACACCUUCUUGCUCCUCUUCCUCCAACAGUCCUUCCCACAACCCUUCAGCAUCGCCCAGUGAGAGAAGAGACUCCCAGUAUGGCCAACCAGUUGCAGCAUCCCCGGACAAGGGGUCGUGUUCCACUGAUGCUGAAAGGCUGAAGCAGGAAAAAAAGUGUUCGAGGCCGCCGUCACUUGAGCCCACAGAUGGUGAGGACGGCUCUUUGAUUACAGAUAAAGUGACUCAGCCAAAAGACAGCAAGAGCCAAGAGCCCAGCUUUGAGGGGGAGCCUUACCACAGCAGUGCUCCGCUGGAUGUCCUGCUGAAGGCCAUGGAGCCGGACUUCAGUACUCUGGCUGAGAGGAAAAACUCCAUACAGAUCACAGCCAUUGGUAAACCGGCUGCCACCCUCCAUGCUCAGUCCAGUGGUGAAGUAACAACAAUGCCAGCUGUCAAUGUUGGACUCCAGACCCAACCUCCCCACAUGCAGACCUACUACAUUGACAAACAAGGCAACUUCAUUGGCAUUGCAGCACCACUACAAGGAAACGUGCAGACGCCCACGCAGGGUGCGCCGCAUUUUAUGCCCGUCGCUUCCAAUCCAGAAAAGCCUAGCUUACACAUGAACUUCAGUGCUGGACCAUCCACUAUAACGCACGCACCUGUUCCCUCAGGCUCCAAUGCUUUGCCACAAAGCCAACCGCCAGUUGUGCACACAUGCCAGUCCCUCUCAGCCAGUGUUCCCAGCACCAUUCAGGUCCCAGUUACACCUGGCAGCAACCAAGUUCAGAUGACCACUGUGAUGAACUUUGGCGCUGAACAGGUUUCCAAGGACCAAAAGCCGAAGAAGCCAGGAAAGUACGUUUGUGAAUACUGCAACCGGGCAUGUGCAAAACCCAGCGUACUACUCAAACACAUCAGGUCUCACACCGGAGAAAGACCAUAUCCCUGUGUUACCUGUGGCUUCUCGUUCAAAACCAAGAGCAACUUGUACAAGCACAAGAAAUCGCAUGCUCAUGCCAUAAAACUGGGUCUGAUUGCACGCUCUGAAUCUGGAAGUGGAUCGCUGUCUCAAGAAUCUGACAAAGCCAUCGGGACACAUUCGGAGGAGAGUGGGGAGAGCGAUGAGGAAGGUAGCACUGCAGACUUGGACCCAGACUCGUCACAGAGCAGCGUGGCAGCUUUGUCUGAAAAUAGUUUACAGAGUGCUGGUACAACACAAGCAAGUCAUGGGGAUGUGGACUCCUCAGGUGUGUUUGAGUCGGUCAAGCCACCUCCAGGUCAGAGGGCUCAUGAGCCUAAAGUGACAGCUGCACUUCCAAAAGUUGUCGUGUACCCAGUGAAUGUUUCCCCUCUGAGGGCAGACAGUCCAAGAGUUACAGGUGCAGCACCUGAACAAGCUGCCGCACAGCGACAACGAGAGUUCCAGACUGCAAACCUGAGAUCAACCAUCACAGUCCUGUCGUCCCUGAAAGAGGUGGACGGUACGCAUCCUUCACUGGACACUGUGAGUGAAGAUGAAGACCACCAGUGCAAGUCCCCGCUGCUAGGUGGACAUGCUCAGCUUCAGCGGCAGCAAGCAACAGACUUUUCUCAGCAGCAGCAGCCCAAAUGUCUCCUCAGUCCUCGCAGUUUGGGAAGUACAGAUUCUGGCUACUUCUCGCGGUCUGAAAGUGCCGAUCAGGCCAUGAGUCCACCCAGUCCGUUUGUAAAGAUCACUCCACCCAUAGACGUUGACAUCGCAAAGAAUACUCUUCCCAACGUCCCUCCUGUGGUGGCUACAGUAAUGCAUGUAGCAGCUGAGCAGAGGCCACGGCCCACUGAAGGACAGAUGCGUCCACCAUUAGAAGCCAGCGCACGCUCUUUGGAGGAACGAAUUUCAAAGCUGAUAUCUGAUAACGAGGCAGUAGUUGACAACAAGCAGCUGGACAGCGUAAAGCCAAGGAGGACCUCUCUGUCAAGGAGAGGCAGCAUAGACUCCCCUAAAUCCUACAUAUUUAAAGACUCUUUUCAGUUUGAUCUCAAACCAAUGGGACGAAGGUCAAGUUCCAGUUCAGACAUCCCCAAGUCCCCUUUCACCCCCACAGAUAAAUCAAAGCCAGUAUUUCUUCUCUCCGUACCUUCUCAAUACCCUCCAAUGGAUUGUUUGCCAAUAACAAGGAGUAACUCUAUGCCGACUACACCUGGACACUCUGCUCUUCCCCUUAACGUGGUCCCCCAUCCUCACCCUUUGCGAAUCUGUCAGUCAUUUGAUGACAAAAUUAGUUCGUUGAAUGACGAUGUGUUUUCAUCAGCACCAUCAACCCCAAACCCUGCAAUACAUUCUCGUACUUUGGUCAGACAAGCAGCAGUAGAGGACUUUUCCACAAGUGAGGGCCACAGCCUCCCUACUGUGCGAUCCAUGGAUGAAGGCUACCAUGGUCCAAGCAGCUCUGCAGAACAGAUGCAGAGAAGCAGAUCUUUUGAGCACAGUCAGGACAGAAACAGAAAGCCUCAGCAAAAUAAAGGCACGAUGUACGAGUGUGAAACCUGUCGUAAUCGGUACAGAAAGCUGGAGAAUUUUGAAACUCAUAAGAAAUUCUAUUGCUCUGAGCUUCAUGGUCCAAAAAACAAGCCAAUGGCUGUUAAAGAAACCGAUCAAGAUGUUUUUCAAGGUAACAUACAGCAUCCCAUAGUCGCAAGAGCGACUGGUGGCUCGGGAAUACUUGAUCAACAGACAUCAAUUAGGAAGAGAAGGAAAAUGAAAAGUGUUGGCGAUGAGGAUGAUCAAUCUCCGACUGACACCAUUCCACCUUGUUCGGUUAGUUUUGAGCUACCAACAGCUCUGGCAAAUAGGACUUUUACUCAGCAUGCUUUAAUUGUAGACAUACAGCCCAAAAACAACCAGCCCAAACUACCUCAGAUUCAGCUUGUAGCAAGAGGUAUUAAUACUUCAGAUUCCAGACUGUCGCCAAUACGAGAGACCCAGAUCAGCACUUCUACAAAAGGAGAAAUGCAACGGCAAGGCAGCGGUACUUCAGUCAUUAGACACACAAACUCUCUCAGCAGACCCAAUUCCUUUGAGACAGAGUCAAUUGACAGGGUCUCUCCUGUUGAUAGCAUGGAGAAGGAUCCUCUGAACAAACCCAAAACAGAUGUAACAGCAAGUGUCUCAGCUGACAGCUACCAUGAAAACAUGUCCAAACCCAAGAGUACCGACUACGGAAAACAAAGGAAGGAGCAGUGCACUGAUGGAGCAGCAGUCAGUGAAAACUCCACUCCUGUCCAUCAGUCUCGCCUUGUACGUCAAAACAACAUCCCUGAGAUUCUGGUGACAGAGGAGCCGGACAGAGAACAUGAAACACAAAAUACUGAGCCAAUCGAUAAGCCUGCAGAUCAGUUCAGCUGGCCUCAGAGAAGCGAGAGUUUGUCAAAGUUACCAGCAGAGAAACUUCCCCCUAAAAAGAAGAGAAUUCGUCUGGCUCAGAUGGACCACUCGUCAGGUGAAUCCAGUUUUGAGUCCAGCCUCUCCAGAAGCCUCAGCAGGGACAGUAGUCUGUCUCGUUGUUCCAGCAUAUCAGCUUCUUUUGACAGAGAUGAGCCAUCUAGGUCAGAAAGUCCUUCUAGAGGUGAGUGUGUUGGCAAAAUUCCAGAGCCUCAGUGUUUGCCAGCAGCUUUCAACACCCUUGGCGUGCCAGGAAUGAUGAGGCGUGCCGCAUCCGAACAGAUAACUUGUACUCAACCCUCUGUGGAGAUUUCAUGUGACUACCGUAGCAAGUCCUUCGACUGCGGCAAUGUAUCUCCCAGUAGAUCUGCGUCACCUGUUGGUCAGCCGAAAAGUGGACAACUCUCUCAAGCUGCCCAGGUCCCACUAAUUGAAAGGAGGCGAGGACCAUUAGUUCGGCAGAUGUCUUUAAAGAUCGGCCCGGAGAGUCAGCAGCCUGUUCGGAAAGCUGUGGUACCUCUAGAUAAACCUCUCAUGACAAAUGUUAGCUCUUUCACUCAUAAUAGAUCCCAGCAGAUUCACAUUGCCAACAGGCGCAGCGUGGCUCAGCCUUUUAUUCUGCACACUGGAGAACCACCACUACAAAAGAAUGAGCAAAUGGUGCAAAGCAUUAAUUUGGGUAGCCCAACUCAGCAGCCUCAAGUCCAUGGCCUUCCACACCCUUGGCAUCAAACAUCAAGGGUUCAGAUUUGCCAAAAGAUACAUCAACCGCUCAACCAGAUUUUAGUUUGUCGUGAAAAUGUCCAGAACAAACCAGCUGACCCUGAAGACAAGAAAUGUUUCGUGCCCAAAUACCAACUGCAGUGUCCUGCUCUGAGUGCAAGCCAAACGUUUUCAUUCUCCAGCACACAGGGAACUCAGAUAGCCUUGCCAGUUUUAACAAUUCCGAUUGCCAAUCCGAUUUUGAGCAUUUCAAAAUCAUCAGAUGUAAUUCAAAAUGUAUAUGUGGCUCAACCAAACCAACAUGCCUCUGACCUGAAGACACAGACUGUUGUUCUGUCAGGUGAACAGCAAAGGGAUCCAUUUGAUCAGACUCAAUCAGGUGUAAUACCACUGCCACAGAUCCUGAUAACUCAUGAGCAGAUGCACCCUGCUUCAUCUAUGUCAAACAAAAAUAGCCUGUCAUCCAGUCACAGUGUAGAAAGUGAGACUCAUGUUGUACCAACUGCAAAGAAGGACAGGACUCAAACAGUAGGCGCUCAUAAUCAUACUGGAGAACCAUCACCGUCUCUCGGGUCUUUGCACUGCACUCAGAAACUGGCAUCAGUGACUCUGUGUCCACAGCAGGAACCUACUGCUUCGAGUAAACGGAUGUUGUCACCUGCCAACAGCCUGGACAUCUACAUGGAAAAGCACCAGAAGCGGGCCAAGGAUGAGCAUGGGGUGGCCUGUCUAACGGAUGGCAGAUCAGUCAAUUAUCUUAAUUCUAAGAUGUCAGAGGUGACCCGACAACGGAAGCUAAUGCUUGUUAGACAGGUUUGCACAACGGAACCAGCCGACAGUCCCAUUGAAACUGAGGCCCCACCCCUGCCCCGGGUUAAAUCCGAUGGAGAGAAGGACUCCGAGGCCACUGAUGAUGUUAAACCUAUGUCACCUGAUGCUGCUGGGCUGGAUAAAGACACAAGAACUGUUAUCCACGAAGAGGCAGGCCCUGUCCUGAAUACCACACCUGGUACUCAGGGCAACUCCCUGCCAGCCAACAACACUCUAAAGCCCCAAGAGAAAGCUGAGGAACAGAGGUGGACUCCAGCCAAAUCCCCCAUUAGGCCCUCCAGCUUCCACGGUGGUCAGGUGAAACUAACCACAUCUGUGUCUGUGGUUAACACCAAAGACAGCCACCGCCUGUCUUUCCCCAGCCUGAAGACUGCCACUACUUUCACAUGGUGUUUCUUGAUGAAGAGAAAACCUCUUCAUGUUCCGCAGACGGACCUGAAGACUUCAGCAUAUGCUGCCUGGACAGUCAGCCCCAACAAUCCCAACCCGCUGGGGCUGCCCACCAAGGUGGUCAUGUCUCUGUUUGACUCCAAGCAGAGCUCCAAGAAAAUACACUACACUUCAGCCAUAAGGACCAGUGGGAAAUCGGAUAUCUUGUCUUACUCGGGCAAGCUGAAAGAUGUCAUGCCCAGGAUCCCAAUUACCCAGAAGUCUGUAUCAGUUGAAACCAGAAGUAAAGUGCAACCAGAAACUCAGGCCAGCAACGAUUCAGACAAGGACUUGGCAUCUACCACGGAACCAAGACGAGUCAAAAUAUUUGAUGGCGGAUACAAAUCUAACGAAGAGUAUGUGUACGUACGUGGGCGUGGACGGGGUAAAUACAUCUGUGAGGAAUGUGGGAUUCGCUGCAAGAAGCCCAGCAUGUUGCGCAAACACAUCCGCACCCACUCCGAUGUCCGGCCAUACCACUGUGUCCACUGCAACUUCUCCUUCAAGACUAAAGGGAAUCUGACCAAGCACAUGAAAUCCAAGGCCCACAGUAAGAAGUGCAUGGAGAUGGGGGUGCCUGAGGGUCUCAUCGACGAUCAGGAUGCGGAGGACUCUGGAGACCGCAGUCAAGUGAGCAGCGCUGACCGUCAAGAUUCAGACGGCGACGACUCCGAUGGUCCUGACGAUGAGGAGAAUGAUGACAACGAGGAGGAAGAGGAGGACAGCCAGGCAGAGUCUGGACUGUCUACCAACCCUUCUGUCUCUGCCAGCCCACAGCACAUCCCCUCCAAAGAGGCUGAAGUGCCUCCUAGUGCACUCCUUGCCCAGAUGUCCAUCAGCUCAGUGUCCCUCCCUCUGCCCCAGCCUCCACUGCCUGAAUCCCACCCAUCGUACUCUGAAUCUGUCCCCAUGAUGAGCCCCGUCUCCCUGAGCAAGCAGAUAUCCAUCUCAGGGUCCUUCCCCAACUCUCCUCCACCUGUCGCCACCACAUCAGAGUCCUACACCUCAGACACAGAGUCAGUGCACAUGAUGAGUCCAGUGUCGCCGUGCAGGCAGAUGUCCAUCGACUACCCUGACUUUGAUGUGCCCCCUAGUCCCCCAGUGCCAGGCAAGGCCUCCAAACUAGUCCAGGACAUGUCUGCCCCUCCUGCUGUGGCGACCAGUGAAUCGAGUGUACCGGUGGACCGGGGCACGCAGACCUCCUGCUAUGCUUCUCAAGUUCCUACACAUUUCCCCCUGCAGGGUGUCUCCCAGACAGCCGGAGCAGAGACCCACCUGUUCAGUCACCUGCCCCUGCACUCCCAGCAGCCCUCUCGCUCCUCUUACAGCAUGGUCCCAGUCGGGGGGAUCCAGCUGGUGCCUGCUGGCCUGGCAGCUUACUCCACCUUUGUACCCAUCCAGGCCGGCCCCGUCCAGCUCACCAUCCCAGCAGUGAGCGUCAUUCACCAGAACACAAGCCCACUGCCAGCUCCCAACACUCCCCCCCACCCGGAGAACCUGCAGACCCAGCCACUUGUGGUCCAGGAGCCAAUCAGCAGUGUUGUACCCUGCUUCCCUCUGGGGCAGGUUGCCGGCCUGCAGGCUCAAACCAUACAGCCGGUGGGUCUGGAGACACUUAACCUGAUGGGUCUGACCAACACGGGCCUGGCCUCCACACAGCUGCUGCCCCAACAAGGCCUCACCCUCAAUGCCACGCUCGGGCUGCAGGUUUUAGCUGCCAACCCCACCUCCCAAAGCAGCACCGGCCCCCAGACACAUGUCCCAGGUCUGCAGAUAGUUAACAUCGCCCUGCCUGCCAUCAUUCCCUCUCUCAGCCCUCUGUCCACCCUCAGUCCUCUCCCUGGGUCCUCUGAGCGGCAGAGCAGCCCCGAAGCUCCGGGAGCACAGCCAUCUCAAAAUGAACAUGGGUUCGGCUCCUUGCGGAGCUGCAUGCCUGCUUCACCGCCGGCCCCUUUGAAGGUCAGCAGCUCUCCAGAACUUACCCCAGGCAGCAGGGCUAGUCCUGGAGGUAACAGUGGAGCAGAGCUCACACAGACUGCAGAGAGGGAACAAAGAGACAAAUCCCCACAGCAGCAUCCAUCACCAGCUCCACAGAGUCAAGCAGACAGUCCCAAACAGUCACCCGUCGAGGGAGCUAGUGAUCCUGCACCUCUAAGACCAGCACCAGUGACCAGCUGGCAGAAGGCAAUUGAUGACUAUAAUGAGGUAUCCAGUGACGAUGAAGACAGACUGGUCAUUGCCACCUGAAAACCCCACGUGGAAAGCUCUUCUUGUUCUCUUUUUGUAAUUCUUGUCACUUUGUAAGACUGAAAACACUUUUCAGGGGUUUGUCUCUUUGCAAAUCACCUUUCAAAGCACAGAUGCUGACAUUCAUAUUGUAUGUGCAAUCAUAUGAUAAUUAUAAUGACGACCAAUCAUUUUGUUUUUACUUUUGUCAGCUCCAGACAGUUUCUUUUUUUUGUACAUGUUGUAUAGACAAUUGUGCCUUUAUGGAGUUUCUUGUUUAGGAACCUGUACAUAAUUCCUUAUUAAUUCAGUAGUUGCUUGUGUUUAUUUCAAAAAAAUAGAAGUAAAGAAAGGCAUAAGAAUGGAGGCCACAAAUUUUAUUUUGGAGGAUUUGUCAUUCGUAAAUUUAUGGAAAUAUAAAUGUUGUACUGGUAUAUGUACAUUUCUAUGGAUUAUGGGGCAAUGUUUCUGUGUACAGAUGUUGUGUUCAACUAUUUAUUAUAAUCCAUCUAGUGCCCAUUAAGAUUCAUAAGUCCAUAGGUAUGUGCAUUAUGGUAGCUUUACAUUGCUGUAUCAAUAUUCUUAACUGUAUCAGUAAACAUUUGUUUAUAAACCUUUAA
This is a messenger RNA of Stegastes partitus (bicolor damselfish), 8485 nucleotides long. RefSeq names its product HIVEP zinc finger 1 (gene hivep1). Gene Ontology annotation, molecular function: DNA-binding transcription factor activity, RNA polymerase II-specific; RNA polymerase II cis-regulatory region sequence-specific DNA binding; zinc ion binding. The record is from RefSeq and is a predicted model, not a curated record. Gene Ontology annotation, cellular component: nucleus. The annotation marks the transcript as partial. NCBI's taxonomy places the organism in Eukaryota, Metazoa, Chordata, Actinopteri, Pomacentridae. The transcript is spliced from 7 exons. Gene Ontology annotation, biological process: regulation of transcription by RNA polymerase II.